UGGUGCUCAGGGCCCUGCGCAGAUUCAGGGAGCGCGAUGGGACAUUGGUUGGUUUGUUGGCUGUGCCUUGGGGCUGCUCUGCCCCUCCUGGCCUCUGCUGUGUGUGACUGGAGGCUGCCGUGCGGCCCGCCCGCUAUCAGCAGCACUGACUGUAUCAAGCAGGGCUGCUGCUCUGAGUCACCGAGCCUCAGUGGGCAGCCCUGUUUCUACAACCUGAGAGAGAGCCCGGUGUGUACAGCAGAUGGCCAGUUCAUUCUAGCAAUCACCAGGAACCUGACCCGUCCUGCCCUCAACCUGUCAUCUCUGUAUGUGAAAGAUGGACAAGAAGCUGAGUGCAGGCCUAAGCUCAUCACAGCGGAACUUGUAGCCUUCCGCUUCCCAAUUACCUCUUGUGGCUCGACCCAGCGGGAGGAGACUGGAAGCUUUGUGUAUGAAACCGACAUCUUGGGGAAGAGGAUGAUUCAGACGGGGCCACAGGGCUCAAUAACCAGGGACAGCACCUUCAGCCUGCACGUCCAGUGCAAGUACAAGGGGGAGCAUGAGGCUGGCUUGCAAAUCAAUGUCUCAGUUUACACACUCCCUCCACCACCAGCUGCUUCUGAAGAUGGGAUUUUGAGGCUGGAACUGCGAAUAGCAAAAGAUGGCAAUUACAGGCUGUGGUACAAGGACAGUGACUACCCCAUUGAGAGAAUCCUUUGGGAGUCAGUGUUUGUUGAGGUUCGUGCGAAGGAUCGCACUGACCCAAUGAUUGUCCUGAGAUUGCGUGACUGCUGGGCAACUCCUGUGCCAGCCCCUGACCAUAAGGUGCAGUGGACUCUCCUGGUGGAUGGGUGCCCCUAUGAGGGUGAUGACUACCUGACUGUCCUACACCCAGUAGAUGCCUCUUCUGGCCUGCAGUUCCCAACCCAUCACAAGCGGUUUGAAGUGAAGACCUUUGUUUUCUUGGAUGGUGUGUCUGAGCAGCCGCUCUCUGGACAGGUGUUCUUGCAUUGCAGUGCUGAAGUUUGCUCUCCCUCUGGUCUGGAUGACUGUGCACCCAGAUGUGGUUCGAGGCAGCGCAGGAGUACCCAUGACCAUGAGGGGACAGUAGUGAGUGCACCUGGCCCAAUCCUCCUGGGAAGGAAUGGUUACAUUGCCAAGAAACAACUUGGAGCAAAUGAUGUUUCUGGCAGACCUUGGGUUCUGCAUGGAGUAGCCAUUGGCCUCAUGGUGGUGUCUGUCUCUCUGCUGUUAGUGAUGGUUGCAGUGUACGUGAAGAGACCAAGAGCUGCUGCUGUGUCUCCCUGUCAUGAUGAAUUGUAAACCCUGAACAGAAAUAAACCAGAUGGACAAAC
Rhincodon typus (whale shark) is the source of this 1334-nucleotide messenger RNA. RefSeq names its product zona pellucida sperm-binding protein 4-like. Lineage: Eukaryota; Metazoa; Chordata; Chondrichthyes; Orectolobiformes; Rhincodontidae. Gene Ontology annotation, cellular component: egg coat. Gene Ontology annotation, biological process: prevention of polyspermy; binding of sperm to zona pellucida. The record is from RefSeq and is a predicted model, not a curated record. Gene Ontology annotation, molecular function: acrosin binding; structural constituent of egg coat.